This is a messenger RNA of Tilletiopsis washingtonensis, 4759 nucleotides long. RefSeq names its product calcium-translocating P-type ATPase. The coding region runs from base 119 to 4585 and encodes 1488 amino acids. The transcript has 2 exons. Lineage: Eukaryota; Fungi; Basidiomycota; Exobasidiomycetes; Entylomatales. The record is from RefSeq and is a predicted model, not a curated record. Gene Ontology annotation, molecular function: P-type calcium transporter activity; ATP binding; ATP hydrolysis activity. Gene Ontology annotation, biological process: intracellular calcium ion homeostasis. Gene Ontology annotation, cellular component: membrane; intracellular membrane-bounded organelle.
UCCCUCCCGCUAAUCACCCCCGCCGCCACUCCACUCCUCUGGCGCGCACACCACCCUCUGGCUGCCGACCCGCACUCCCUGCGCUCUGCGCACACCCCCCGCUCGUGCGCGCGCCACCAUGAGUGAGCCCACGCAGCGCGAUGCGCUCCCCACCAUCGUCACCACGCCCGAGGUGCACGUCGACGACACGGCUGCCGCCGUCACUGGCACGCCCGUCGACGCGCCACCAGCAGCGGCGACGGGCGACAGCCCGCACGGCCGCAACUUCAGCAUCUCGAGCAUGGGCGCCGGCCACGCGCGCAACGCCAGCCUCACGGUGCCCGGCGGCGAUGCGCCGCCACCCUCGUCGCCCACGCUCUCCACCACGUCGGAGAUGAGCGCCAUGGGGCCCGACAGCCCGUCGCCCGAGUACCGCACGUCGCUCGCGCUGCGCGACAACGACCCGCGCACGGCGCACGCGCGCCAGAUCAGCAUCGCCAGCGCCUUCACGGACGCCAGCGCCGAGCCGGCGUCGACGGCCAACGGCGGCAUGGCGCCGAGCGCCAGCAGCCAGGUCAAGUUCGAGCAGUCCUCACCCACGUCCGACGGGCGCGGCGAGAAGCUGCGCGACGUGCCCGACGCGGCCAAGAAGGAGAGCAUGAAGGGCGUGCCGGCCGACGAGGCCGACGCCGCUGCCAAGCUCUCCGGCUGGCAGCGCUUCAAGGCCAGCGUGCACGGCAAGACGCGCGCGGGCCGCGCAAAGGCGAUCCAGGACGAGAUCGACGCCGAGAAGAAGCGGCAGUACGAGAUGGACCCGGCGCCGUUCAAGUACCGGCCCGUGGAGCUCGGCGAGCUCGUCGACCCCAAGAGCGUGGCGCUGCUACGCGACAUGGGCGGCGUCAAGGGCCUGCUGGCUGCGCUCGGCACGGACGGCACGUCGGGCCUCGACGUCGGCGGCACCAAGGCCGAGGAGGAGGGUGCGCAGCGCGAGAGCGAGAAGGACAUUGAGCGCGCCGCCGGCUCGGGCGAGCCGCGCGGCGCCGACUGGGUGCAGGCGUCGCACGAGCAGCGCGAGAAGGUCUACGGCCGCAACGUGCUGCCGACGAAGAAGAGCAAGAGCCUGCUGCUGCUCAUGUGGCUGGCGCUGCAGGACAAGAUCCUCAUCCUGCUGUGCAUUGCCGCCGUCGUCUCGCUCGCGCUCGGCCUGUACACCGACUUUGGCGCCGACCCCGAGUUCGUGCCGCAGAUUGUCAACGGCGAGCUCACCGAGGUGCGCGCGCCGCAGAUCGACUGGGUCGAGGGCGUGGCCAUUCUGAUUGCCGUCGUCAUCGUCGACGUCGUGGGCUCCGUCAACGACUAUCAAAAGGAGCUGCAAUUUAAAAAGCUCAACGCCAAGAAGGAGGAGCGCGACGUCAAGGUCAUCCGGCAGGGCCGCCCGGCACUCAUGAGCGUGCACGAUGUGUGCGUCGGCGACGUGCUGCAGCUCGAGCCCGGAGAAAUUCUGCCGGCCGACGGUGUCUUCCUGCGCGGCCACAACGUCAAGUGCGACGAGUCGGGCGCCACGGGCGAGAGCGACAUGAUCCGCAAGAUUACCUACGAUGAGGCGCUGGAGCAGCUCGAGGCCGCCGAGGCCAACGGCACCAAGCCGCCGAAUCGCGACUGCUUCCUCAUCUCCGGCGCGCGUGUCCUCGAGGGCGCGGGCGAGUAUGUCGUCAUUGCCGUCGGCCCGAGCUCCUUCAACGGCAAGCUCAUGCUCUCGCUGCGCACCGAGGCCGAGAUGACGCCGCUGCAGGCCAAGCUCAACCGUCUUGCCGAGAUCAUUGCCUACUGCGGUUCCGCCGCCGGUCUGCUGCUCUUCGUCGCGCUCAUGAUCCGCUUCUUCGUCUCCUUCCGCCCUGGACAACCGAGCCUGACGCCCGACGAGCGCGGCAAGCAGUUCAUCGACAUUCUCGUCAUUGCCGUCACCGUCGUGGUCGUCGCCGUGCCCGAGGGUCUGCCGCUCGCCACGACGCUGGCACUGGCCUUCGCCACGAAGCGCAUGACGGAGCAGAACCUCCUCGUGCGCGUGCUCGGCGCCUGCGAGACCAUGGCCAACGCAAGCGUCAUCUGCACGGACAAGACGGGCACGCUGACGCAGAACGAGAUGAGCGUCGUCGCCGGCAGUGUCGGCGUGCACCUCAAGUUUGCCUACAACUUGGAAGAGAACAAGGGCCGCAUCGAGAGUCCCGAGGACGACAGCGCCGCCGAGCGCAUGGCCUCGCGCUCGAGCCUGCAGCGCCACCAGGGCCGCCGCGACUGGGCCAUCGACCAGCAGGAGCUCGGCUCCGUCAUCUCCGGCAAGCUGCGCACGCUGCUCUCCGACUCGAUCUCCGUCAACUCGAGCGCCUUUGAGGAGGUCGCCGAGGCGGGCGGCGACGACAAGCAGGCACCGCCGGGCCUCGGCGCGCUCAAGAAGGUCUCGUUCCUGCGCCGCCUGCUGCCCAAGAAGAAGGUCGAGGCGGAGAAGACGAAGCAGCUCGGCUUCGUCGGCUCCAAGACGGAGACGGCGCUGCUCAAGAUGGCCAAGGAGCUCGGCUGGGAGGACUACCGCGUGUCGCGCGAGCGCAACGAGGUCGUGACGAGCUUCCCGUUCAGCUCGGAGCGCAAGGCCAUGGGCGUCGUGAUCCGCAAGCCCGAGGGCGGCUACCGCUUCCUCGUCAAGGGCGCGUCCGAGGUGCUCACGAAGAUCUGCACGCGGCACGUGAUCGUGCCCGACCCGGACUCUGGCGAUGCCGACGGCGACGUUCAGACGGCGGCCUUCACCAAGGAGUCGCAGGAGAACGUGGCCAAGACGAUCAUCUUCUACGCCAACCAGACGCUGCGCACCAUCGGCGUCUGCUACCGCGACUUUGACACGCCCUCGUGGCCGCCGCAGGGCGCGACGAUGACCGAGGAGGGCGAGCUGGACUACGACUUCCUGGCGCGCGACCUGACGCUGCUCGCCGUCGUCGGCAUCGAGGACCCGCUGCGCCCCGGCGUGCGCGACGCCGUCGCCGCGUGCACGCAGGCCGGCGUGCAGGUCAAGAUGUGCACCGGUGACAACGCCCUCACGGCACGCUCGAUCGCGACGCAGUGCGGCAUCUACACGCCCGGCGGCAUCAUCAUGGAGGGCCCCGUCUUCCGCAAGCUCUCCGACGCCGAUAUGGACGCCGUCGUGCCGCGCCUGCAGGUGCUGGCGCGCUCCAGCCCCGAGGACAAGAAGAUUCUGGUCGAGCGCCUGAAGCGCAUGGGCGAGAUUGUCGGUGUCACGGGCGACGGCACGAACGACGGACCGGCUCUCAAGGCCGCCAACGUGGGCUUCUCGAUGGGCAUUGCCGGCACGGAGGUCGCCAAGGAGGCGUCCGACAUCAUCCUCAUGGACGACAACUUCGCCUCGAUCGUCAAGGCCAUCAUGUGGGGCCGCUGCGUCAACGACGCCGUGCGCCGCUUCCUGCAGUUCCAGCUCUCGGUCAACGUCGGUGCCGUGCUCAUCACGUUCAUCAGUGCCGUCGCGUCCGACGAGGGCUCGAGCGUGCUGGGCGCCGUGCAGCUGCUCUGGCUCAACCUCAUCAUGGACACGCUCGCCGCGCUGGCGCUCGCCACGGACCCCGCCACGCCCGUGCUGCUGAAGCGCAAGCCCGACCGCAAGGACGCGCCGCUCAUCUCGACGGACAUGUGGAAGAUGAUCAUCGGCCAGUCGAUCUACCAGGUGUGCAUGGCCCUCGUGCUCGACUUCCGCGGCAACGACAUUCUCGGCCUGCGCAUCCCCGCCGACGCCACGCCCGAGCUGCGCGAGUACCUCACCGCCACGUACACCAUCGAGCGCAACUCGCUCAUCUUCAACGCCUUCGUCUGGUGCCAGCUCUUCAACCAGGUCAACUGCCGUGAGCUGGGGCGCAAGUUCAACUUCUUUGCCGGCAUCCACCGCAACAAGUGGUUCAUGGGCAUCAUCCUUGUCGAGAUCGGCCUGCAGGUGCUCAUCUCAUUCGUCGGCAAGAGCGCGUUCGGCAUUGCACCGCUCCAGCCCGACAACCCGGCGCGCGAGAGCAGCCGGCCCGACUGGGCCAUCGUCAUCAUCAUCGGCCUCGUCUCGUGGCCGCUCGGUGUGCUGAUCCGCUGCUUCCCCACGGCGCCGUGUGAGCGGCUACUCAUCGCGCUCGGCAUCCACUCGGACCCCAACCGCCUGCCGACGAUCUCGCACGAGGCCAAGGAGGCCGAGGCCAAGGAGUACGGCGAAGAGUUCGGCGGCGUCGCCGAGCGCCUCUCGGCCUUCUCGCGCAUCCGCGGCGGCCGCUCGCAGCUCGUGCGCCUGGCGUGGAAGAGCAAGAGCCGGCGCAUGCGCGAUGCCGACGUGCACCCGCAGACGCUCAUGGCCCUCGUGCCCGCGCUCAUCGGCGCCUCCGUCGGCGGCGGCUGGCGGCCCACGAACCCCGAGGCGGCCUCGCGUCGCGACCCGGCGGCGGGCGACCCCUCCGUCUCGUCCUGGCAGCUCUACCAGGGCGGCGCCAUCCAGCUGCACCCCGACACGGCCAAUGACGACCAGUUCCUGCAGAAGCUGCAGGCCGGCGGCGGCAGCAAGUCGGCAUAGACGGGCCUGCCUCUCCGCACACUUUGUAAAUAGACUCGAUGCGCGCCGAGCGGGACACCAUUCCAGGCCGGCUGGCCUGGGGCCGCUCGCGCGCUGUACAUACAGCGCCCCCUUUCCCUUCCCGCUACCUCGUACUAGGCUCGUCGCAUCUCUGUUACAUCACCCACAAUUCAC